GACAAACCACUUCUCUAUGCCCCUCCCCUCUCCCCGGGAAACGAUUUAGGAUCGAUUCCUAGAUCACCGCGACUGCUUCUUACAUGUUGACAUUAGUAAAAAUUUCAGAAAUGACACCAGUUGAGGUUUGGUAUGUAUUUCUUCAAUCUCCUUCAUUGGAUCCGCCAAUAUGUUGAAAUAUCGUCGGAGAGAGUUGUCGAGAUUUGACAUGGCGGACGGGGAUCCUAAAACUCCCUUGUCGACAACGCCAAACGAAGAUUUCAACCCACUAGCGGAGGAACAAGGUGACUUCAUUAGACAUUAUGGCCAGAGUAAAGAGGAACACCAUGAUGCAGAUUGCAGUGGCAGUGAAGAUGAAACAGAUUCUCAGUGUGCAUCAAUGGAGGAAAUAUCAGGGACUCUGUACAGUGUUACACCACCAACUAAUAUUCGUGGAGUUAAAAGGGAUAAGAGAAAACAACAGACAAGCAUUCAGAGAACAUCCUACAAACAGUUCACAGAAUUAAAGAAGGCAAAGAAAUCUUCGUGGAACCCUAUCAUCAAAGAAAGAUAUGCAAAUGACCCUAUGUUUUGUAAACUUGGUCAUAUUGAUUCUGAUGACAAUCUUGAGAAAGAUUUUGCAGAUGACAAGGAUAAAAGAAGUAUGGAUAGUAGGGAUUUAAAGAAGAAAAGUAUGACAAAAAGUAUAGCUCAUGAGAGGUUAGCAAAGAGAAGUUCCAGUGAUUUAGCUGCUAUUGACACAACUACAGUUGAUGUACCUGUUCCACAAGCAGCAGCUAAGGUAGAUACCUCUGGAAGAUUUUCCUCUUUCAACUUUCAUGGUAGAGUUCCAGUAGAUAGUUCUGGAAGGUUUACAUCAUUGAAUCUGAAGUAUCAUGCACUUUCAUCAGCAGGACAGUCAUUGAGCUCAAGCUGGACUGCAGGCAGAAGUGAACAUAGACGACAGUCUGUGGUAAAUGUAGAAGUGCCAAAAGAGAGAGUAGAUUUUUUCAAAAUAUUUUCAACACUGAUAAACAUGGGUUCACAUUCAAAGAAAGAAAAGGAGGUGAAGGGAAUGAAAGACAAAAUGAGCUACAGAAGGCAAAUUAGUUCUGAGCAGGAAUUAUGGCAAGAGCGUUAUAAAGAUUACUUGUGGCUUGAACUCCAGAUGGAAAAAAAUGGAUUUAAAACUCUGCAUGAACAAGAAGAAUAUCUGAAAAGGCAACGAGAAAAAAUUCCAAAUGUACUUGAAGAAAUACUUAAAUUCAAAUUUGAAUACUCCUUGCAACAAAGUGAUAUAAGGAGGGAAGAAGAACCUAGUAUUACUGAGAAUGCACUUUAUUCAUUUACAUUAACUGCAGAAAUAAUCUCACAACAGAGAGAAGCUCUUAUUCAUGUGCAGGAAUUGUUAAACAAACUAGAUGUUUGUGAACAAUUAUUUCCUACUUCAAAGGCAUUUGCAAAAGAAUUUGAGAUGUAUAGUGAUAAACAAUUCACUCAGCAAGUUAAAUCGUUGUAUCUUUGGCAAAGUAUUACUAAAGAUUUAUGCUACAAGAUUAAAAAACUUGGACUCGUACUUGGUGCUCAGCAUGCAUCAGAUUUUGACUGGCCAGCAAUAGAUAUUGAAAGUCCACGAUUUUUGGAUGACUUUAAUUGCAGUAGUUAUAGUAGACAGGAUUUACCAAGAAUACAUGAACCUUCUGAUGGAAUCAGUGAGGAUGAACUGGAAAUUUCCCCAGAAAUCCCUAGCACUCAAUCUGACAAUGCCAAGCGUGUAACAUUUACUUUAGAUAGAUCAAAGUCAUCAAGGAAUACAAGCCCUGUGAGUCCGGAGACUCCCCUCAAGAGAUUAAACAUGACUCCUUCUUGCUCCUCUGGAAAUCUCUCUAGAGCAUCUAGUGAAGCAAGCUUAGAUGAGCUGCAUCCACCAGCGAAGCUGUUAUUUAGGAAGUAUGUGGACAAAACUUUAAAACGAAUGGGAAUGAAUAAAAUGUUGUUGAGGUUUAAAGAGCUUUUAGAUGGAACAUUACAAAGGGCCAGAGAGGCUUUGCAGAGACCAAAGAUUCACUCCCAUUCUGAUAUACAGUCUCCAGAAGUGGAUGGAACAGUGCAGCUGUCCUCAUCCCCAGCCCUAGAUCUCCACUAUGCUGAUACCUCUUCAGUUAAUGUCUUUCACAGAAGCUCCAGUCUGAUUGACUUUGGGGCUUGGAGUGAACAGUUCAUUCAGAUGGGCUUACCAUCAUUCCAGUCAAGUUACCUUUUCCUACUUCAUGUUUUUCUAGAAGUAAUCCACGAAGCAAUGCAACUACGACUAGAACAGAGACCAGUCAUAGAUCCCUCUUUUCUCAGUAUCAGACCGCUACUGAAAGAAUGUAAGGAAGUUCUAAGAGGAGCAGUGAUAGUGAAACAGUAUUUUCAGACCAUGGUGGAUGAUGUAUCAUCAGAGGGUGAGACAAAUAUAAUGAAAGAUUUGGAGGAAUUUGAUGAUGAUGUCAGGAAAAUGUUGGAUGUAUAUUUUACAUACUUGCAAAGCUGGAUGUUAGCUUUGCAGAGUCUUCCAGAAGCAUCUCUCAAUCUAAAAAAUGUCUUAGAAUCAGAGUGGCUCUUCACUAAGCAGAUAUGCCCUCAUGUAAUAGGUGGAGAGGCAGAAGCAGGCAAACGAUUCAGUUCCCUGGCUAGCAGUCUUUUGAACUCAAUAGCAGACUUCUUGGAAAGUGGUAUAGAUGACUUCACAUCGAGCCUUUACAACCUCACUAUGAAUGAGGACAGUGAUGAGACAAUGGAAACAACAGAGAAAGACAGCAAUAACAACAAUGACAGUGAUACAAAUGAUGAAGUGCAGGAUGAACAGAAGAUGGUGAUUCAAGAAAUAAGGCAUUUAUUUCAACAGACUUCUAGAAAUUGCAAAAAACUUUUUAAUGAAGCUAGAGAGAGGGCUUCAAAAGCACUUGGAUUUGCAAAGGCACUGAGGAAGGAUCUUGAAAUUGCAGCAGAUUUUAACAUAGCAGUAACAACUGUGGAGCUUUUGGCAAAACUUAAAACUACCAACUUUGUCAUGGUGAAUUUUGCAUCUCACGAUCCAGGUUAUUUAAUGUUCAUUCCAUCCAGAAUAGCUGACAAUAGGCAUCUUAUUUUGCAACUGUUGAAUGUGACAUGUGGCAGAGAAGAUGUAAGUGUUUCCAUACAGGACUUAGGAAGUUUGAAAGAAGAUGGAUAUCUACUUAUGGUGUGUUGUGAGAGUGGAAAAGGAAGAGUUAAGGAUUGUCCACUGUGGUUUGGUCAAGUGGUCAAAGUGGAUCCUACAGCAGAAACUGCCAUUGCCUUGUCACAUAUACAGGUGGAAGGGUUACUCCUUGUUGUCAUUCAUUCAUCUCAACUUAGUGCUCAGAGAAAGGAGUUUGAGUCCCUGAUGGGGAGAACAGUACAGCUUGUCAAUGAACAGACCUCCUGUCAUCAGGCUAUUGCAGAAUCCUUGACAGAACUAAAGAGUUCUGCCAUGGAUCUUCAAGAAAGAGUUGUUCAAGCUAUAAAACAGGUUGAUGACAAGUUUUACUGUGAGGAAAUGGCAGAUCUUGAUGACACUGAGAAGAAUCAUCUUUUGAAUCUAUACAGGGAGACGAUGCUCAAAGGAUACAAUUUUGGAUUUGAGUAUCUUAGAGAAGUAACGAGACUUGUGACAGGUGAAACGAAACAAAAACUCAGCAAAAGACUUGUCAACUUUGCCAAAGAAUGGAUGGCAUUUGUAACUGAAAAGUGUGAAAAAGGAAGAGGCAUGCGACCUAAAUGGGCUAGUCAAGGAUUGGAUUUUUUAAUUGUUGCUUGUGAACCUAAAGUUCUUGCAUGUCUGACAGAUGAAGAAUAUCAGGAACUGAAAAAGAGCAUUAACAGUUGUAUCAGUCAUGUGAUAGGCUCAGCAGACCGUACACCUGUCAGCCCAACGCAUAGUCAAGGAAAUGCACCCAUCCCACGAUCAUCAAGCGUAGAUUCUGGGAGACAGCCAUAUCUGCGUUAUCCAUCCUGGCCAGCUGAACAAGGGAAAUUCUCACGGUCUACCUCCAACACCUCUAACAAAUCUUCUCAAAGUGAGCCACCCCCAACCUCCACAGACUCCAGGUUUAAACGUCACUCCAUGGACUAUCAUUCAGAGGUUGAAUUGCAUGAAGGUGAUGAUGGUGGAAUAAUCUUAGACAUUCAUCCAACAAAAAACAAUAAAGCAGGGACUGAUGACACAGAUAAUUUGAGCCCUUUAGAAAGAAGAAAACAAGCUAUAAUACGAAUUGAAGAGAAGAGGCAUUUAAGAUUGAGGGAUUCUGGGGUAAUUGGAGUGGUAACCAAUCGAAAAAUUGAACCAGAUUACCGUAUCAGUGUCCGGCGAGUCAACUUUAGAUGGCAGAGAGGACUCAAAAUUGGUGAAGGUCAAUUUGGUAAAGUCUAUUCAGCUGUCAAUAUGGACAAUGGUGAAUUGAUGGCCAUGAAAGAGAUGAAGUUUCAAGCUAAUGACCAUCAAGCUCUGAAAGAAUUAGCUGAUGAAAUCAUCUUGUUUGAAGGCAUGCAACAUCCUAAUCUUGUGAGAUAUUAUGGAGUUGAAGUUCACAGGGAUGAAAUGUUGGUGUUUAUGGAAUACUGUGAUCGUGGAACACUGGAGGAAGCGGCCAGAAUGGGGCUGCCUGAACAUAACAUCAGAGUAUACACCAAGGAAAUUCUGCUGGCUAUCAAUCAUUUACAUGAAAACAACAUUUUGCAUAGAGAUAUAAAAGGUGCCAAUAUAUUUUUGACAUCAAGUGGAUGUUUGAAACUGGGAGAUUUUGGAUGUUCAGAAAAACUGAAAAGUCAUGCUACACUGCCAGGGGAGUUCAACAGCCUUGUCGGAACAUUAGCAUACAUGGCACCAGAAGUUAUUACCAGAAAUGCAUCGCAAGGUCAUGGGAGAGCUGCUGAUAUUUGGAGUUUGGGUUGUGUGGUGAUAGAGAUGUCUACUGGGAAGAGACCCUGGCAUGAGUUAGAGAAUAGUGCACAGAUCAUGUUUAAAGUUGGCAUGGAUGGGAAACCCCAGAUUCCAGAAAGUUUAAGUGCAGAGGGUAAAGAUUUCCUGGUUCACUGCUUCAAAAGUGACCCAACAGAGAGAAGCACUACAGCAGAGCUUUUGGAUCAUCCUUUUGUCAAGGUCCAAGUUGAAGAACAAGAUGGAGAGAACUCUUAGUACCAAGGACUCAUUCUGAACUGUUUACAUUUAUCCAUAUUCAUUGGUCUGGAAGUCUUAAUUGAUUGAAUUGUUAUUGUUCAACUUCAAUAUACCUGUAAAGGUAUAUAUAGAAGAUACACAUUUUAAAUUAUUGUUUAUAAUGAAAAAUAAAAAUAGUUUGCCAAU
Ostrea edulis (European flat oyster) is the source of this 5347-nucleotide messenger RNA. RefSeq names its product mitogen-activated protein kinase kinase kinase 4-like. Gene Ontology annotation, molecular function: protein kinase activity; ATP binding. Gene Ontology annotation, biological process: protein phosphorylation; MAPK cascade. Lineage: Eukaryota; Metazoa; Mollusca; Bivalvia; Ostreida; Ostreidae. The transcript has 24 exons. The record is from RefSeq and is a predicted model, not a curated record. Bases 170 to 5179 code for a protein of 1669 amino acids.